This is a messenger RNA of Cladophialophora carrionii CBS 160.54, 960 nucleotides long. RefSeq lists its product as uncharacterized. NCBI's taxonomy places the organism in Eukaryota, Fungi, Ascomycota, Eurotiomycetes, Chaetothyriales, Herpotrichiellaceae. Gene Ontology annotation, molecular function: heme binding; peroxidase activity. The transcript has a single exon. The coding region runs from base 1 to 960 and encodes 319 amino acids. Gene Ontology annotation, cellular component: cytosol. The record is from RefSeq and is a predicted model, not a curated record.
AUGAGUCGACGCACGCCUAUCGAGUCGCAGCGGGUCGAUGCACCGCUCACGCAGUCGGCGACGUUUCUCGUGCUGUCAGUCACGGAACAGCCUGGUGCCAUCAAGACGGCGCGCUCGGCGCUCGCCAGCGUCGACGAUCUCAGCAAAAACGUGUCGAUCCGCGAUCUCGAUGCCUCGUUUGCCUGCACCGUCGGCGUCGGCAGCGACAUCUGGGACCGUCUUCUCCCCGACGUGGCCCGGCCGGCGGAGCUCCACCCGUUUCCCAAGAUCGAAGGCAGAGUCCACACCGCGGUGUCUACGCCGGGCGAUCUGCUCUUCCACAUCCGCGCGCAGCGCCGGGAUCUAUGCUUCGAGUUCGAGCGCCAACUCAUGGAUUUGCUCGGUGAUAGCGUCACGGUCGUCGACUCGACCGUGGGAUUCCGCUACUUCGAUGUGCGCGACCUGCUGGGGUUCGUCGACGGCACGGCGAACCCCGUGGGCCCGGCGGUCAACGAAUCCGUGCUGAUCACCGAGGCCGACGACUCCAACUCGGCGGGCGGAAGCUACGUGGUCAUUCAAAAGUACGUGCACGAUCUCGCGGCGUGGAAGACGCUGUCCACGGAACAGCAGGAGGCGGUCAUCGGGCGGCGGAAGUUCGACAACGUCGAGCUGGCAGACCAGGACGACGACAAGCAGAAGCCGCACAAGCAACUCGCCACGAUUGAGGAUCCGCAUAGCGGGGCGGAGCUCUCCAUCCUCAGGGACAACAUGCCGUUUGGGAAUGCCGGGCAGGGCGAGUUCGGCACGUAUUUCAUCGGGUAUUCGAGGAAGUUGUGGGUCAUCGAGCAGAUGCUGGAGAGGAUGUUUGUAGGCAGUCCGCCGGGGUUGCAUGACCGCAUAUUGGACUACUCACGGGCUUUGACGGGGACGACCUUCUUCGUGCCGAGCGCGACCGUGCUCGCUGGGCUGGGGGAUGAUUGA